Messenger RNA from Drosophila virilis, 1196 nucleotides. It is a transcript of the gene WRNexo, whose product is annotated as WRN exonuclease. Lineage: Eukaryota; Metazoa; Arthropoda; Insecta; Diptera; Drosophilidae. Gene Ontology annotation, molecular function: 3'-5' exonuclease activity; nucleic acid binding. Gene Ontology annotation, biological process: nucleobase-containing compound metabolic process. The record is from RefSeq and is a predicted model, not a curated record.
CGCUUUUCAGCACUGUCAAAUAUUUUGGCGGCAAUUCAUAGUAAACAAAAAUAUUAAAAGAUAAUGGAUCAGUAUUUAAUUAAAAUGUCUACAAAAUCCAAAAAUAAUGAUAAAACGGAGCAGAAUAUACCUAUUAAGGAAAACACAACGAGGCAAACCAAAGAUGCCAAGGAAAAGAUUGCAACUGCUAAUAAACGAAAGAAUAAAGAUACGCCGGAAAUAAUUAAGGACAAGGAAAACGCCGAUACAGAAAACCCACCCAAGCGCAGAAGCGCUCGCCUGACGCGCAGCACGCGAUCAAUGGCUGAGGACGGAACGCCUUCGCCAGAGAAAGAAAUUCCAGAGAAGCUGCCAUUUAUAAAGUAUCGCGGAGCAAUCAAAUACUAUACCGAAUCCCACGAGAUUGCAGCCUCAGCAGAUGAAGUCAUGCAAUGGGUAGAAAAGCAAACUAAUGCGGAUGUUGUACCCUUGGCCUUUGACAUGGAGUGGCCGUUCUCUUUCCAAACCGGACCCGGCAAAUCAUCCGUGAUACAAAUAUGCGUCGAGGAACGUUGCUGCUAUGUUUACCAGUUAAGCAAACUGAAGAGGAUACCAGCUGCGCUGGUUGCGCUGUUAAACCAUUCUAAGGUGCGGCUGCAUGGCGUGAAUAUAAAGGCCGACUUUCGGAAGCUGGAGCGCGACUUCCCCGAAGUGGCUGCCGAGCCCCUUAUCGAGAAAUGCAUCGACCUGGGCGUAUGGUGCAAUGAGGUCUGCGAGACAGGCGGUCGCUGGAGCCUGGAGCGAUUGGCGAACUUCAUUGCCAAAAAGGCGAUGGACAAGAGCAAAAAGGUGCGCAUGAGCAAAUGGCACGUGAUACCGCUGGACGAGAAUCAACUGAUGUAUGCGGCCAUAGAUGUUUAUAUUGGUCAAGUCAUCUAUCGUGAUAUUGAGCAGCGCGAGAAGACGAAGCUGAAAAAUGAGGCCGAGUUUAAGGACCAAAAUGGCGAUGCUGCAUUCAAGGCUGUCAAGGCGCUGGGCGAAACCUUUUUGGCCAAAAUCAACGAGGUGACACUUUAAAGCAGAUGUAUGCGAAACCAGCAAUCUUUUAUUACACAUGUUUAAGCAUAACCCUGAAUGUUCAACUAGUUAUUUAAAUUUUAUUUCCAAUUGUAUUGCACCUUUUAUUAUACAUGUAUUCUUUUAUACCUAUAACCCAA